AUGAAAUUCUUUGUGGUAACCGUAUCCCUCUUCGCCGUGGCAUUGGCCGCACCAUCCGGUCCUGAUGCAGCUCUCGAAGCCCGUCGGAGGCUACCAGCCUUGGAGCACGAGGAGGUUCACGAUGAGUUCGGUCAGUUCGCUCUCCGGUACGUGACGGCUGAAGGAACCGUGGUGUCAGAGCGUGGCCGCCUUGUGCCUUCCCACGAUGGUACGGGCUACGUCAUGAUCACCGAGGGCGAGGUCUCAUACAUCGGUGAUGACGGCAAGACAUACGUCACCAAGUACACCGCUGGUCUUGACGGCACACACGUUGAAGGCAACCACCUCCCAGUCUCUGUGACCCCUGAACCCGUUCCUGCUGUUGAACCCGUCCCUACUGCUGUACCAAUUGUUGCCCCUGAACCCGUUAAAAUUGUAGCUAAGCCCAUUGAAUUCAUCAAUUUGUAA
Messenger RNA from Helicoverpa zea (corn earworm), 447 nucleotides. RefSeq names its product flexible cuticle protein 12-like. The transcript has 2 exons. Gene Ontology annotation, molecular function: structural constituent of chitin-based larval cuticle. The record is from RefSeq and is a predicted model, not a curated record. Gene Ontology annotation, cellular component: chitin-based extracellular matrix. Bases 1 to 447 code for a protein of 148 amino acids. NCBI's taxonomy places the organism in Eukaryota, Metazoa, Arthropoda, Insecta, Lepidoptera, Noctuidae.